UUACGUCACAUAACGUGUGGAUCAAUCUCCUCGAGUUCUCAUGCAUUAUCGUAGUUUUUGCUUGGGCACGUAAUAUUUCGUGAGUCGUCAGUAACCUGAGUUGGCGUAAUACACAGUCGUAUAGAGAACGAAUGUUAUUUGAAAAGUGUUUUCCGAGACAAUAUGGAGGAAAUGUUAAUCGAAAAAGUUAGGAGUCGAGUUUUUCUUUAUGACCCGAAGUCACCGGAUUAUAGAGACCAUGAAAAGAGAACUAAUGCAUGGGAAGAGAUUGGGGCGGAACUAAAAAUGAAGCCUAAAAAUGCGAAAGAGACAUGGGAAAAAUUACGGAGAUGUUUCACGAAUGCACUGAAUCGACGACGAAAUAAGAACAAUGGAGAAGGAACGAAAAAAAUGCACCCUUGGAAGUAUGAGAAAGAAAUGUCUUUUCUGUUGCCUUCGAUAGACACUAGAAAUACUCAAAACAAUCUUUUGAUAAAAGAAAUUCAAAAAGAAUCGCUUGUAAAAUUUUUCGAUGAGAUAGGAACAAGAAAAAGCGAUAAUAACAAUUUAGUUGAUACUAGGAAUAUGCUCAAGGAUGAAAUUCUAUCAAAUAAAAAUUCACAAGAUGAACGGAAUGAAAAUGAAUUUUACAAUAUUCAAAGUGAAGCAGAUAUGAACAGUCCAAGCGACAGUAGUAAAAAAAGAAAGCGACAAACGGGAGAUAACUCUAUUAUCCAAACGAUAAAAAUUAAGAAAGAAAAACAAAACAGACAUGACGACGAUAAGAAAUUUUUAAGCCGCGAUUUAGAUGAGACGGACAUGUUUUUCUUGAGCUUGGCCAAAACUACGAAGAGACUUCCUAGUAUAGAGCAGGCUAAAGUAAAACUCAUAGUUAGCCAGACAGUGUUGCAAGCGCAAAUUGCUAUUGGUGAGCAAGAGUUUCGGUCAUCAUCUGUUUCUCCCGUAUCCUACAUAUCAACUCACAGUGAAGCAUCAAACUAAUUAAAUCUGUUUGAUACUUCAAGAAAAUGGUCGAUGAAUAAUGUAAAACUUGAAUAAUUAAUUUUUUUGUUUGAAUAAUAAAUUUUCUUUAUACUCUU
Molecule: messenger RNA, 1079 nt
Organism: Diorhabda carinulata
Lineage: Eukaryota; Metazoa; Arthropoda; Insecta; Coleoptera; Chrysomelidae
Exons: 3
Coding region: 163-981 (272 amino acids)
Biological process (GO): regulation of transcription by RNA polymerase II
Cellular component (GO): nucleus; transcription regulator complex
Molecular function (GO): DNA binding
Source: RefSeq, a predicted model, not a curated record